CGACUCAAACCCAACCAAAAAAAUAGAAACAUACCAGUCGCAGUCAAUAUUGGUGAUUCAAUUUACAUCUCUUUUUUCUUAUUCCAAGUGUUUUAGGCGAUUUUUCAUUCACCAUGGCGGCGUCAGUGGAAAAUCGCGAGUUUACUCACCUGAAAUCUGGCAGGAAUAAUGUCUUCGUUAACCACCCGUCUGACUCCCCGCCGCUCCGCGGAUACAACUUACAUUCCAAUUUUCCAACGAAGCAAGUGGUCAUGGAAGAUUCCUCCAGCGAUGAGGACGAGGAGGAGAGCGAGGCCCAAUACGAAUUACGGGAUUUAAUCCGUAAGAGCAAGAACGAUUUGGAACCGUCGAUCAAUGAUCCAAGAGAUGAAGGCACUGCUGACAGCUGGAUCAUUCGCAACCCCAGCAUGGUCCGUCUCACAGGGAAGCACCCUUUCAACUCGGAGCCACCCUUGACUCGACUCAUGCACUACGGGUUCAUCACCCCAGUCCCUCUCCACUACGUCCGUAACCACGGGGCCGUACCCAAGGCCAACUGGGCCGAGUGGUCCGUCGAGGUGACCGGGUUGGUAAAGAGACCGACACGGUUCACGAUGGACCAGCUGGUCAAUGAGUUUCCAAGCCGGGAAUUUGCUGCCACCCUGGUCUGUGCCGGGAACCGUCGAAAGGAGCAGAACAUGGUGAAGAAGACUAUUGGGUUCAACUGGGGAGCGGGUGGUAUCUCGAACUCGGUGUGGAGGGGCGUGCCCCUACGCGCUUUGUUGAAGCGGUGUGGGAUCAUGACACGGAAGAAUAAGGCCCUCAACGUGUGUUUUGAGGGGGCGGAGGAUCUCCCUGGCGGUGGUGGCAAGUACGGUACGAGUAUAAAGAAGGAGUUUGCCAUGGAUCCUUCUAGAGAUAUCAUACUGGCUUACAUGCAGAACGGUGAACUUUUGGCUCCGGACCACGGUUUUCCCGUAAGAAUGAUUAUACCGGGUUUUAUUGGGGGCCGUAUGGUAAAAUGGCUCAGGAGGAUUAUUGUUACUACACCAGAAUGUGAUAGCCACUACCAUUUCAAGGAUAACAGAGUUCUUCCUUCUCACGUUGACGCUGAGCUCGCUAACACAGAAUCAUGGUGGUACAAACCGGAACAUAUAAUAAACGAAUUGAACAUAAACUCAGUGAUAACAACGCCAUGCCACGGGGAGAUCUUGCCCAUUAACUCGUGGACCACUCAGAGACCUUACACGUUAAAGGGAUAUGCGUAUUCGGGAGGAGGAAAGAAAGUGACACGUGUGGAAAUUACAAUGGACGGGGAAGAGACGUGGCAGGUGUGCAAGUUGGACCAUCCUGAGAAGCCCAACAAGUACGGUAAAUACUGGUGUUGGUGUUUCUGGUCUUUUGAAGUAGCGGAAGUUCUCAACCUUUUGGUGGCCAAGGAGAUAGCCGUUCGAGCCUGGGACGAGACCCACAAUACCCAACCCGAGAAGCUCAUUUGGAAUGUCAUGGGAAUGAUGAACAACUGCUGGUUCCGAGUGAAGGCCAGUGUGUGCAAGCCCCAGAAGGGUGAGAUUGGAAUUGUAUUUGAGCACCCCACCCAACCCGGCAACCAAUCGGGCGGGUGGAUGGCCAAAGAGCGUCAUUUGGUGGAGUUUACCGAAACAAACACCACUCUAAAAAAGAGUGUUUCAACACCAUUCAUGAACACCGCUUCUAAGACCUACUCCUUGUCCGAGGUGAAAAAGCACAACUCAGAACAGUCGUGCUGGAUCAUCGUCCACGACCACAUCUACGACUGUACCCGCUUCGUCAAAGACCACCCGGGCGGCGCAGACAGCAUUCUCAUCAACGCCGGCACUGACUGUACGGAGGAGUUCGAAGCCAUCCACUCCGAUAAGGCCAGAAAAAUGCUCGAAGGCUACCGUAUCGGCGAGCUUAUAACUUCCGGUAACGACUCCGGUGGCUCGUCUAAUGCACUCUCCCACUUGGAAACUAUCAAAGAGGCACCGACAAUGAUGACGCGUGCCGUGGCACUAGUCCCGAGGGUGAAAAUCCCAUGCAAACUUGUCGAAAAGACGUCAAUCUCCCAUGACGUGAGAGUUUUCAAGUUUGCUCUUCCUUCUGAGGACCAGGUAUUGGGCCUCCCGGUUGGGAAGCACAUUUUUCUAUGUGCCGCCAUUGAUGAGAAACUCUGCAUGAGAGCCUAUACUCCGACGAGCUCCGUCGACGAAGUGGGCUUCUUCGAGCUCUUGGUGAAGGUCUACUUCAAGAAUGUUCAUCCUAAAUUCCCCAACGGUGGAAUGAUGUCUCAGUAUUUGGAGUCGUUGAGUUUGGGCUCGUUUUUGGACGUGAAAGGGCCAUUGGGCCAUAUUGAGUAUUUGGGCCGAGGUCAGUUUUCAGUCCAUGGUCAACCCAAGUUUGCUAAGAAGCUUGCCAUGCUGGCCGGUGGAACAGGGAUCACGCCGAUUUAUCAGGUGGUCCAGGCCAUCCUAAAGGACCCAGAAGACGACACCGAGAUGUUUGUCGUUUAUGCGAACCGGACCGAGGACGAUAUACUGUUGAAAGAGGAACUGGACGGUUGGGCCCGGAAGUGUGACAGGUUCAAAGUGUGGUAUGUGGUCGAGAGUGCUAAGGAAGGGUGGGAAUACAGUACGGGCUUCAUCACGGAGGGUAUCCUGAGGAAGCACAUUCCUGAAGGGUCCAAUGACACGCUGGCAUUGACAUGUGGACCCCCUCCGAUGAUCCAGUUUGCUGUGCAACCCAAUUUGGAGAAGAUGAAUUAUGAUAAGGAUUCAUUGUUGAUCUUUUAGAGGGAAAAAAAUAAAAUAGUAUAUAUAUAUAUUAUUUUUGUGUGAUGUAAUUGUAUUCUAGACUUUUGGUAAUUGCCUAUUUUUUUCUUUUUCACGCGUAAGUAUAUGUACAUAAAUGUAUUAAAGUUCAUUAUAUUUUAAUGCAAAACAGUCAAUUUCGUUUUUCCA
Messenger RNA from Humulus lupulus (European hop), 2957 nucleotides. RefSeq names its product nitrate reductase [NADH]-like. The record is from RefSeq and is a predicted model, not a curated record. NCBI's taxonomy places the organism in Eukaryota, Viridiplantae, Streptophyta, Magnoliopsida, Rosales, Cannabaceae. Gene Ontology annotation, biological process: nitrate assimilation; nitric oxide biosynthetic process. Gene Ontology annotation, molecular function: molybdopterin cofactor binding; heme binding; molybdenum ion binding. The coding region runs from base 114 to 2789 and encodes 891 amino acids. The transcript is spliced from 4 exons.